AUGUUCAUGCACCCUGCCGUACGUAAGGGUUUUAUCACUGAACCAACUUCUGUCCCGUUCUACAACCACCAAGACCCCGUUUGCAUACAAGACGACCAGUUCCUGCCUGAGUACUCACAAGAGGCCGUGUAUCAUCAGCCACGACUUCAGACUCCUUUCCAGUAUCACCCGGACUUGCAGUUCGUCUCUCCGCCGUCUUCCGCCCCAUCCUCUCCCACCUCCUCUCCCGCCUCGAUCGCCUCUCACUACCCAACCACGGCGGUGGCCGCGGAUUACUCUUCUGCUGUCUUCGACAGCAAGUCCUUCGAGGCUCCUUCGAUGACCCCUUCCUCCUCGUAUAACCCCUCGAUCAGCUACCAGCACUCAGCUUCACCACAAUCUCAGCCCUACUUCUUCCAACCAUACUACGACGACAACGCUCAAAUGUUGGCGCAACACUCCGCUCCGAACAACCACGGCUGGGAUGGCAACUUGCAAUUGUUGAACCCUGCUCGUAUGCAGAACAACCUGUCGCGCAUGCCCCAGUUCAACAACGACUCCCAAAUUAAAGUUGCCUCCAGUCCGUCCUCCAGUCGAUCAGCCCCAGCAGGCGGCUCUUACCAGAGGCCGAAUGGCCAGUCGAAGCCACUUCCAACCCCAUCCCAGACACCUGUGCAGAACUCGAUUCUUGCAGGGUCGUUUCAGGAUGGCAACACAGCUGACGCAGAGUUUGCUAUGAGGCGGGCUGUUAUGGAACAGCAGCAGAAGCACCAGCACCAGCAACAGCAGCAAUAUCAGCCUCGCCACCAGCACCAGUCCAGUGACUACUCGGUGUCGACUGCGAGCCAGAACUCACCAGUUACCCCCCAAACAGGCUUCGAAGAACUCGAUGAGUCCUCGAAGACCACUAAUGAUUACACGCACCAUAAUCCAAACAACCUGACCAUUGGCAUCCCUAAGUUCAACCGUACCAUCUCUGAUAUCUAUCAGGAUGAGCUGUACAACCCAACUUUGAUGCCCACGCCACAGGUUCCUAAGCAGUCCACUAAUCAGCAAAACAUGCUUACUCCGACAUACCGCAACGUGAUUGCUGAUAGACUGCAAGCCGCUAAUCAGGGUCACCUCUCUGCACGGUCACAGUCGCCUAUGGGGAGCAUGCAGCGGGAUCGCUCUCCGUUCCGGCAGAACUCCCCCAUGGCUGCAGAGUAUAACAGCGCUGGCUUGCAACACCCGCAGAUGGCGACCAGCGUGCCUGGGUCACAGAGUGGCGUGAGCAUCGCCCCCUCAUCUCAGAAUGAGCCCAAGACGAUGUCUCCCAAGGAUGCGCUGCUGGAUUACAAUGAAGGCGACGACUCCGAGUUGCAUGCCCCUGGAAUGCCGCUGUUCCCCCCCUCAUCUCAGCCCGAUUUCAAUUUGGGCGAUGCGCUGGGUGGAUUGCGCCGUGAAAGCUCUUCUUCCUACCAACCUACCCAGAACUUCACUUCUAUGGAGGCUUUCCCCGCACAAUAUGCCACUCACAUGGCUGGACAGCAAUAUCCUUUCGGUCAGCAGCACCAGAGUUCCCGUCAGGCACAAUCCCAACAAAACAGCCUCCUGCACCAGACUCCUGAAUUCCCAGCCUCGUUGCCCCGCUUUGAGUCCACUGGAAGCGAGAUUCUUCCCACGACCGAAAUGACAUCUCCUCAGGGUCAGCCAAGAGUGGCCCUCCAGCCUGUCAAGGCGGAGAUCCCUCGACCUGAGAACACCUCAUCUGACAGUGGGACUUACACCUGCACCUAUCACGGUUGCACCCUACGGUUUGAAACACCUGCCAAGCUCCAGAAGCACAAGCGGGAGGCGCAUCGCCAGACCACUCCUGGUGGACAUCUGAUCGGGCGUGACAACUCGGCCCGGAACUCUCAGGCUGGCCCUCACAAGUGCGAACGCAUCAACCCGUCCACAGGCAAGCCGUGCAACUCAAUUUUCUCUCGCCCCUACGAUUUGACCCGCCACGAGGACACGAUCCACAAUGCUCGCAAGCAGAAGGUUCGGUGUCAUCUGUGCACGGAGGAGAAGACCUUCUCCCGCAACGAUGCGCUCACCCGGCAUAUGCGCGUGGUGCAUCCUGAGAUUGAUUGGCCCGGCAAGCAACGUCGCAGAGGCAGAGAGUGA
Aspergillus brunneoviolaceus CBS 621.78 is the source of this 2130-nucleotide messenger RNA. Its product is annotated as stress-regulated transcription factor RPN4. Lineage: Eukaryota; Fungi; Ascomycota; Eurotiomycetes; Eurotiales; Aspergillaceae. Gene Ontology annotation, cellular component: nucleus. The transcript has 2 exons. Bases 1 to 2130 code for a protein of 709 amino acids. The record is from RefSeq and is a predicted model, not a curated record. Gene Ontology annotation, biological process: regulation of transcription by RNA polymerase II.